AUGGCAACAGAAACUUCAGUAACCCCAGAAACUACAAAAAAAGAGGGAAAAGUCGUCGAAAAUGUAGUAGAAGACACAAUUAUUGAAGCAGAAGAACAGAAUUUUACUUUAGCAAUCAAUUUUCCACAUUUUCCUGGCAAGACUUAUGUCAUGGAGGAAGGCAUCACACAAGAUUGUGACUUGGAUCUCGUCGAAGAUCCCUAUACUGAACGUGAAGCUCGUAUUCACGUUAUCCAUGUGCGUGAAUUGCUUGCUGGACCGUUCAAACAAUCUACAUCUUCCGUUGGAAUAGAUCCAGGAUUAUCAUUUUUUACAGCAGUCACUGGCAUAAAUGCCGAAGAAAAUGGGAAAUCUAAAGAAGAUAGUGAAGUUCCAAAAACACCUUUUACUGAUUAUGACUUUACGGCUCCAUCUCUAUCAAAAUUUAUCCCAGAUAAUUUUGGUCGACACAAAAUUAAGUGUGUCGAGUCAUUAUACCUUUCUGGGUGGAAUCCUGUACCAUUUGAGCGUCGCCGACGAGGCGAUCUACUUUACUUAAUUGUGACAACUAUCGAGGGUGAAACUUUACAUAUCACAGCAGGAGUAGACGGAUUUUUUGUGAAUAGGUCGACUAUAAAAAAUUUUGACUUCAAUCCUCGAACGGAGCUUCAACUAUAUCAUGCACAUUCUCUUAUUACACUUCUUCAAGGGCUUUCUCCUUCAUUUCGUACUAAUUUUAAAAUCUUGCAAGACUUUAUUGGUGCACACCAUCCAUUCGAGACCAUACCUGUUAAUACUUGUUUUCCUGCCUAUCCAUGGAUUGCUAGGCAAUCCAAACAUAUUUAUGAUAUGGGUCGUGCAACUGAAAUAUAUUUGAAUUUCGGUAUGGACGCCGUUGACUCGCUCCGAGACUGGAAUGAUGAGUUUCAAUCUCAACGUGAAUACCCAAGGGUCGAGUUAAGAGAUCGGGUGUUACGCGAAAGGCUCAUUAAUAAAAUUCAGGCCGAUUUCACAGAGAGUGCUGUCAAGGGUGCCAUUGCUGUUAUUAACGGGACAUUUUCAAAACUUGGUGGGAACGAUGCUGCACAUGUAGCCACUGGAAAAGACAUGGAAGGAAUACGAACUGUGAAUUCUAUUGACGUAGAAGGGUUAUAUACACUUGGUUGUGUUGUUAUAGAUUAUAAGGGUGUCCGCAUAGUUGCGCAAACUAUUGUACCAGGAAUUUUCAGGCGUCAAGAUGAUUCUUCUAUUGUAUACGGUUAUUUUGACAAUGGACGUGACGAUCCGAAAUUAUGUGCUAAUGCGGAGUUCCACGAAAUAGUGGGAAAAGCUGCAAAGGCACUUCAUCUUGAAGAACACAGCGUUUGUGAUGCAAAAGGAACAACAGUUAAACUUUACACUUCUUUGGAAACAAAGGGCUUGAUGGGUGAUGAUGGACGGCGGUAUUUGUUCGAUCUGUAUCGUCUUAAUCCGGUCGAUAUAGAAUUUAUAGAAAAAGAGUGCGAGCUUAAGGAAGGGAGCGAUAUUCCCAUCUAUCCUCACAGAUUGGCGCUGCUUAGACCAGAAUUGAUAGAAUCAUAUUGGGAUUAUAGAUUCCGGUUGUGGUUGCAAGAUAAAGCCAAAGAAAAAGAGGCUGGCGAUUCGACUAAGGAAGCAACAAUCACAGAAUCUGAUGAGUUUAAUUUAGCUUUUAAUCCAGAUGCAUUUACAAAUUUUAAUACACCGACGGGAGAUGAGCACGCAGCACGCAAGGCUGCUGAUGAAGAAAAUGUGCGGAAUGCAUCAAAAUAUUUGAGAGAUACGGUUAUUCGGAUUAAUAAAAACCUUGAAUAUGAUUACCUAACCCUUACACCAUCGUCACUUUGCCAACAAAUUCGCGAAACGGUACUAAUACGUUACCGUUAUCGACUUCCCGAAGAUUUCAUUAAUGUUCACGUUCGCAAAUUACCAUUGCUUAGAGAGAUAUGUCUACGAGUGGGUGUACAAAUUGCAGCUCAAGGAUAUAAUUUUCUGAAAAAGAAGUCCAAAAAGAGGGUUACUACAUUUGUACCUGAUGACAUACUGAACCUUAUCCCAACAAUCAAGCAAGCAACACCCAAAGUAAAAUUAGGAGGAACUUUACGCCUCAAGUAUAUGCGACAUGCCAUGUAUUAUUGGGAGAUCAUCUUUGGAAAUUUGCAUCCUGAUGGAGCUACGGCAGAUCAUAAUGUUGGAAUUAUGCUUCAAAACAUGAAAGAUUACGAAGGUAGCAUAAAAUUCUUUGAACGAGCCAAGAAUACAAAUGAAUUUGUCUUUGGAAAAAAUAACGUCGUAACUGGAGAAUCCUAUCAUCUCCUUGCCAAAGCUCUUGCAUAUGCGGAGGAUUACAAAGCUGCAUUGAUUGCCGAAAA
Molecule: messenger RNA, 2369 nt
Organism: Racocetra fulgida
Lineage: Eukaryota; Fungi; Glomeromycota; Glomeromycetes; Diversisporales; Gigasporaceae
Source: the annotation of a GenBank genome assembly